Mytilinidion resinicola is the source of this 990-nucleotide messenger RNA. Its product is annotated as ribonuclease H-like protein. Bases 1 to 990 code for a protein of 329 amino acids. Lineage: Eukaryota; Fungi; Ascomycota; Dothideomycetes; Mytilinidiales; Mytilinidiaceae. The record is from RefSeq and is a predicted model, not a curated record. The transcript has a single exon. Gene Ontology annotation, molecular function: nucleic acid binding; RNA-DNA hybrid ribonuclease activity.
AUGAAGCGACUUUUGAACUCGGUUGUGAGCACGGGUCGUAUCAAACGCACGUUUCCAGCCAGCAUCAUCAUCGACGAUCGGGUUGAGGCUCUCGACCACUCAGCUCAACGUGAGGGGGCAGAGCAAGACUUCUCUCGCCCCGAGUGGACGUAUUGGACGGACGGCUCGCUGCGGGGCGGGAGCUCCAGCAACAACAGCUUCAUGGGAGCAGGAGUCACUUGCUUCAAGACCGACAGAUCGGGCUUCAAGAAGGUUGGUUACCCGAUUGGGCGGAACUGCGGGUGCACUAAUGACGCAGAGCUUUACGCUAUUUCCGAGGCCCUAAAGCUUGCUUUAGAAGACAUUCACGACAAGCGUGGCGCUAAAGUCAUCCUGUACACAGACUCUCAGGAAGUUCUGAAAUCCCUUAAAACUGGCAUUCCUGUUCUCGUAGGGCCGGUCGUUUCUUCGCGUCUUGUGGUCGCCGAAGCAUAUGAGCGAGCAGAAGCACUGCGCGCCGGUGGGGUGGACCUGGAGCUUCGGUGGGUUCCAGGCCAUAGUAGUUCCAAAGGCAAUGAUGCUGCCGAUAUAGCGGCCUAUGCGGCGUCGAGUUGCUUCCAGGACCUGCAGAAGCUCGUCGGUCCAGUCGAGCUUACGCUCCUGCGCGAGAACAUGCAAGGUGCCACAAAAGAUGUCCGCGAAGAGUAUCUCUACCGAGCAAGCUUGCUGAGCACUGGACCGGUCCGGUUCCUGCUGGGGUCGAAUCCGACAAAAGAAGUCACUGAAGCAGGUGUGGCUGAGUGGCGGGAGAAUGGAGGUGAUAUCAACGCUCUUCCUACAAAAAAUCACGAGUAUGAGGGAGAUCUUCUCGAAGUGACUAGCAAAGAUAAACAUCGCGUCGAAAGUUCAGAGACUUUGGACAAUUGGGAGGAAUACUGGGGCCUUAAUUCGAAGUACGAUCCAGGGCCGCGUGGUAACGUAAAUUUCCACCCCUACGAUUUUAGUUUGUAG